AUGGCAAAUCUAAGGCAAACUCCUUUAACGUGUAGUGGCCAUACAAGACCUGUAGUUCAUUUAGAUUUCAGCGACGUUACAGAUAGUGGAUAUUACUUGAUUUCAGCAUGUAAAGGUAAGACAUGUCACAUCAUUAUAACAUCCAAAGUAGUUCAGUGGCGCAGAAUAGACAUUAGACAAGGAAAGAUUUAUCGGCUCUCUCUAUAUUUCAAUGCGGCUACGUUGGUAGCACUGAAGAGAAAGAUGGAAGAGGUAGAAAAGAGCUUGAUGAUUUCAGAUGGCAAACCUAUGCUGCGGCAGGGCGACACUGGUGACUGGAUAGGAACAUUUGAGGGCCACAAGGGGGCAGUAUGGGGCGUCGCUUUGGAUGCGGGGGCCACACGUGCCGCCAGUGGUGCAGCUGAUUUCACUGGCAAGGUGUGGGAUGCUGUGAGUGGUGAGGAGCUGCGCUCUUUCCAGCAUGGCCACAUCGUGAAAAGCGUUCAGUUCUCCAAAGACUCCCGCCUUCUGGCCACCGGCAGUAACGAGAAACUCGUCAGAGUUUUCGAUCUCAACAAGCCAGAUGCCAGUCCAGAAGUCUUCAGCGGCCAUACAGCUGGAAUUCGUCAUGUUUUGUUCUUCAGAAAUGAUACCCAUCUGGUUUCUUGUGCUGAUGAUAAAUCAUUGAGAGUAUGGGAUAGAUCUACUAGAACAGAGAUACAAAGGAUUGACUUCAGUGCAAACCCUAACAGCUUGGAGGUGUCCAAAGAUGGAUCUGUCCUUACAGUAGCUAAUUCCACCCACGUCACUUUUCUCGAUGCUGAAACCCUAACCAAAAUCCGAGAAUUUUCUUUACCCACCACCGUGAAUUCCGCCUCCCUCCACCCUGACAAGAGCAUAUUUGUAGCGGGAGGAGACGAUCUUAAGGUUUACAAGUUUGACUACACCACAGGGACAGAAAUCGAGUCCUUCAAAGGUCACUUUGGCCCCUUGCACUGUGUGAAGUUCUCUCCAGAUGGUGAGUUGUACGCUUCCGGAUCAGAAGACGGCACUCUCAGACUAUGGCAAACUACUGUCGGCAAGACGUAUGGCUUGUGGAAGUGCGUUGACGCCCAAAUAAUGAAUGAUCCAUUGUCUCCUCCUAAGGAAGUCCAGGCUAACUGAUUGAUAUUUGGCGGCUGUGAUGAGUGCUUGAAGAGCGGGUUGCUUCAAAUUGUCAAAACUUAUUCAGAAUUUUGCUACUAUAUACUCUUUAUUAAAUAUUUAAUAUUUAUUUAUUUAUUUAUUUAGUGAACUAAAAGUUGAUCAUAAUAAAUUUUCCAUGUGUAAUGCAUUGUUUUGCAUCUACUCAAUGCAACGUUUUAAUAUUGAUGUAGGUACAAAAAAGGACGCUACUCAAAAUAACCAACAUUUGCUUGGAACAACUUGAACUGAAACAAUUAAUGAGGUAGUUAUGCCGAUUUAUUAUAUUUGAUUCAGCUAUUUUUUAGGAAUAAAUUUACCUCUGGAAUGAUUUCAUAAUUUGAAAAUAUGUCAUCGAAAAAUUGAAAUUUCACUUUUGGGGUUUUCAAAACAUUUUUAUCAUUAUGUGAAACGAGAUAGGUGAAAGAUUUUCCAUUUGUGACCUCAUGUUAAAUAAAUUAUUUAUGAUAUAAAUGAUGUGACCCAAAUUCCCAAUUGAUUAUA
This is a messenger RNA of Phaedon cochleariae (mustard beetle), 1665 nucleotides long. The record is from the annotation of a GenBank genome assembly. NCBI's taxonomy places the organism in Eukaryota, Metazoa, Arthropoda, Insecta, Coleoptera, Chrysomelidae.